This is a messenger RNA of Cheilinus undulatus (humphead wrasse), 2783 nucleotides long. It is a transcript of the gene il12rb1, whose product is annotated as interleukin 12 receptor subunit beta 1. Gene Ontology annotation, molecular function: protein binding; cytokine receptor activity. Gene Ontology annotation, biological process: cytokine-mediated signaling pathway. Gene Ontology annotation, cellular component: external side of plasma membrane. The record is from RefSeq and is a predicted model, not a curated record. The coding region runs from base 198 to 2171 and encodes 657 amino acids. NCBI's taxonomy places the organism in Eukaryota, Metazoa, Chordata, Actinopteri, Labriformes, Labridae. The transcript has 15 exons.
UCUGUGUCUCCGUCUGGUUAAGAUCUGUACAUAGAGCCCUCCCCGCCCUUAAAUCUUGUGGUUGCCUGUCUAACUUGAGAGAUGUGAAACCUUUCUGACAUUUCUGAGAACGGCACCUGAGUUACAAGAAGACAGUUUGAAUAUAUGGACUUGCACAUGCUGAAGAACGAACCUUUUGACAUUUUCCACUACACCUAAUGGAAAUUUUGAAACACUGGGCCUUUCCACAAGGACAUACUGUUGUGUUUAUGCUCCUGACAUUGAUCAGCAAAGGAUCAACAUGUGAAGCUCCAUCCAGUCCUGAGUGCUUCAGAAGAAGCUCCGACAGGACCGUGUACACCUGUGAAUGGAGCAUGAACACAAACGAGAGUGGCGUGGAAUAUGACUUUUACUUUGAUGAAACAAAGUUUGAGAGCACUAAGCAGACCACGGCUCGGUUUCCUGAGGAACGACUUAUCAAAUAUGACACUGUGUUCAUUUGGGUGAGAGCUCACAUUGGAAACUCCAGCUGCACGUCACUCAGGAGCCCUGUCAUACUGGCAGACAUAGUGAAGUAUGAAGCCCCCACAGAGAUUUCUGCAACCUGGGUAAAAGGAAACCUUACUCUAUGCUGGAAAGCAGCAGAGAGCAGGUCGGCUUUAGCCGAGAUCCGGUUUCGUCAACAUGGAAAUUCAAAUGCAUUGUGGAACAAUAUCACAAGUUCAGCGAAAACCAAUAACAAGACUUGUACAAGCCAGGUCAAUCUGUUGAGGAACUCUGCCUACAAGAUUCAGAUCAGGCAUAAGUCCAAACAGGUCAAGAGGCCUCUGUGGAGCGACUGGUCUCAAGUUGUGGACGUUCCUGCAGAUCUCCAGGAGGAACCUGAUGUCACCAACAAAACAAAACUCCUCAGUAGCAGUCGAAAAGUGACCCUGCUUUGGAAGUCGAUGCCUCCUGCUGCAGCAGUCACAGGAGUAAACCUGACUGACACCCAGUCCUCUCGUGGAUGUCCCUGUGGGAGAAGAAACCAUCUCAUGAAAAAGAACAAGUACACUAUCUAUGUCCCCCUCUCUGCCGUCAACAUCUCUGUCGUCGCCAUGAACUCAGCGGGGCAUUCUCCUCCGGCAGUCGUACAGUUACCUGCCGUCAUACCUGAAGAUUUACAAGCGUGUAAUGGAACGUUACUGGAUAAUAAAUUAAACAAGACUACUUGCCUUGAAUUCUAUGAGUUUCAAGAUGAAGUUCCAAGGUCAGAAAAUGUGAUCACUUUAACGGGAAGGCAGAAGAAACCAGAAAGAAAAAACAUAAAAGAGAACCUGAAGGACUUUGUUCGUUACCUUUACUGUGAACACAGAUGUCAUAAUGGGAGACCACAGACUGUUAAAAUGUGCCUCUUUUAUAAAAAAGAGGACGCUCCUCUCACAGAACCGAAGGAUCUAAUAACUUUUAGUGAAACACAGAGCUCAACGAACCUGUCUUGGAGGUCGAUACCCCUUACUGACCAGCAAGGUUUCCUCACACACUACAGCCUCUGCAGCCAGAAAAUCAGCUCAGAGGAAGAGCCGAAAGAGUGCCACAAAAUUUCAGCCUCGCUGACACAAUGCCGUCUAGAAAACUUGACUCCUGCCACCAAGUACAUCAUCACUCUGGCUGGAGUGGCACGAGCAGGCGAAGGACCUAAAGCUACAGUCACUGUCAACACACUGCCAGAGAAAUAUUUCAAUGUGUGGUGGAGUCUGGGCUUAAUGCUUUCAUUCUUUUUUAUGUCAACAUCAUGCACCUUUAUUUUGAAGAGAAUCAAAAUCAAGAUCUUCCCACCAGUGCCAAAGCCUGUAAUUGAUUUCACAACUUAUCCAAGAGAGCAUCAGGAACUUCUGGAUGGAAAGGAGGAGGUGUACGAGCUGACGCUGCACAAGCUGCUCCUUGAGGGCAAGUCUAUCUCCGAGGAGGCCGAGGACAGGACUGUCCUGGGAGAAGAGUGGGAUGGUGAUAUGGAUGAAGACAUGGAGAAUGAGAGGGGAGAUUCAAGGAUGUCAGGAGAGAUCAACGAUGAAGAUCCUGACUGUAUAGAUGAGACACUGAGGAGCUCAAAAGACGGAGAGACGACCGAUCUCCAACAGUUAGAAAAUGAGUUCGCCAUGCUGAUCUACAGGAAUGGUUUGGUCUUUGAUGUGAAGACAGACUCCCCUUGAAACAGACAUUACUUAAAGCCAAAUUGCACAAACUUAUCUGGGCUAACAUUUGUGGACUGACACAUGCCUGGUAUGAUAUGGGUUUUCUUUUCCUAAAUGCACUGUCUCUUUGUAUGGUGAAAAAUCCUUCGCAGAAUUUCCUUGUUUUAAUGGAACUUUUGAGGUUUUGAAUUUUGUACAUUUUUUUAAAUAAGGCUGAGCACCUGUAAAUAUGAAAGCAGAAGGGAUUGCUUUUCUUAAAUGGCUUUUAGUUUUUGAAUUGUAAAAAACAAAUCCUGGAGCAAGCUUUUUUCAGUGUCGCAGACCAAGAAACUGACCUUGUUACGUUUACCUUUUACUUAUUUGGUUAUGGUCUUGAAUAUUGGAGGGUUUGUGAUCAAUUCUUCUGUAUUGUGGUGUCUCUCAAGAUCCUUCAGCUUUCAUUAAUUUCCGUUUGUGCAAUACUUGUGUCACCUUUGGAUCAAACACCUUCAAAAUCAUGGUUACCAUCUCCAGCUGUCAUUUAAGUUCAAUGUUACCAUACCUGUUUGUAUAUCAAGUGAUUAUAGGGAUGAACAUUUUCAUUGUUUUCUGGGAAAGCACAAUAAAAACAACAUCAGGAUGUUUCCUUAA